Molecule: messenger RNA, 999 nt
Organism: Fraxinus pennsylvanica
Lineage: Eukaryota; Viridiplantae; Streptophyta; Magnoliopsida; Lamiales; Oleaceae
Source: the annotation of a GenBank genome assembly
AUGAAUCCUACAAUUCCCAUUGUAAAUGAAUGCAAUGUCUUGCGCAUGGUUCAAGUUGUACGAUACGAGAAGAAGAUUGGCAAAGAAGGAGUUUCAGAACAUAAAGACUCGGCAGAGCUCAAGUUCUACUUCUCUACCUCGGUUCCUCCGCCUCCUUCAAACUGGUGGUUGAGUGGUGGCGCUGAUCUACAUUCCACUUACAUUAUGGUUGGUGGCCGCCAUUUAGCCCAUUUCUUGGUGCAUGUCAUGCUAGCGUUGUUUCAUAGCUUGGAGGCCGCCGGUGGGCCACUCCGGGAAGUUGCUGACCUGAAUUGGUAUCCCGCCACCGCCACUUGGUACGGAAGCCCCGAAGGCGACGGCAGUGACGGUGGGGCGUGUGGGUACGGGUCAUUGGUGGAUGUGAAGCCAUUCAGGGCUCGAGUCGGGGCAGUGAGCCCAGUAUUAUUUAAGAACGGGGAAGGGUGUGGGGCGUGCUUUAAAGUGAGGUGCUUGGACAAGUCAAUAUGCUCUCGAAGGGCUGUGACCGUCAUUAUAACGGACGAGUGCCCCUGUGGUUACAGCUCCAAUGGCCCCACCCACUUCGACCUUAGCGGUGCCGCCUUCGGACGAAUGGCUAUCGCCGGUGCUGGUGGCAGGUUGCGCAACCGUGGCGAAAUUUCCGUAAUCUACCGACGGACACCAUGUAAGUAUCCUGGGAAAAACAUUGCCUUUCGUGUCAAGGAAGGAUCAACUGAUUAUUGGCUCUCACUUUUAGUUGAAUUCGAAGAUGGAGAUGGCGACGUUGGGUCGAUGCAUAUAAAACAGGCAAAUUCGAAUGAAUGGCUAGAGAUGACACAUUUAUCGGGUGCAAAUUGGUUCAUUUUUCGGGGACCCUUAAGAGGACCAUUUUCUGUAAAGUUAACAACACUAUCAACAGGAAGAAGUCUAUCUGCGAUGGAUGUUAUUCCCAGAAAUUGGACUCCAAAAGCCACUUACACAUCCCGCCUCAACUUCUACUGA